Molecule: messenger RNA, 1296 nt
Organism: Penicillium griseofulvum
Lineage: Eukaryota; Fungi; Ascomycota; Eurotiomycetes; Eurotiales; Aspergillaceae
Product: pepsin-like aspartic protease
Exons: 3
Coding region: 1-1296 (431 amino acids)
Biological process (GO): proteolysis
Molecular function (GO): aspartic-type endopeptidase activity
Source: RefSeq, a predicted model, not a curated record
AUGACGAGAAUCAACCUCACCGCGAACCUAAACUACCAGAAGUCCGGCACGAAGUCGUACUUGCACGCCAUGCGCAAAUAUCGCUUCAACCCAACCAAGGCUGGCCCAUAUUUCCUCGGCACUAGAAUGGUACAAGCCGGCCGACAGUUCACUAAUAAGCCCGUGGGAGGACGUGCCCGGUUGCAGCAGGUACUACAGAAGAAGAGCGCCGUUAGCGACGAGGUUGGACAAGUGGAUGCCCACGAUGUGCAGAAUGACUCGAUGUAUCUUGCCGAAGUUGGUAUUGGCACACCUGCACAGACGCUCAAUCUGGACUUCGAUACUGGUUCUGCGGAUCUAUGGGUCUGGUCCACAGAAUUACCGUCGAAGACUCUAUCGGAGAACAAGAACCAUGCAAUCUUCGACCCCACCAAAUCGACCACCUUCAAAGAGAAAGCCGACUUGACGUGGCAGAUUAAGUACGGGGAUGGCUCUUCUGCCUCUGGUACGGUCGGGAAUGAUAAUGUCAACAUUGGCGGGCUAGUGGUCAAAGACCAGGCUGUUGAAAUUGCGGAUAUACUGUCCGCGCAGUUUGUGCAAGGUGCUGGGGAUGGGCUGCUGGGGCUUGCGUUCGGUACUAUCAAUACAGUCAAGCCCCAAGCCGUGAGCACACCUGUGGAGAAUAUGAUCUCACAAAUUGAUAUCCCGAAGACCGCUGAGGUCUUCACUGCGAAGUUGGGGUCAUGGCGAGAUUCCGAUGAGCCGGAUAAGGGCGAGUCAUUCUAUACUUUUGGUUAUAUCGAUCAGGAUACGGUGAAGGCCACUGAGGGGGAGAUCUACUACACGUCUGUCGACAACAGUCAAGGAUUUUGGAUGUUCGAUUCUGCCUCGGCGACGGUGAAUGGGAAGUCGGUUUCUCGGGCUGGAAACAAGGCUAUUGCCGAUACGGGGACUACUUUGGCACUGGUGGAUGAUGACACUUGUCAGGCCAUUUAUGACGCUAUCCCCGGGGCAGAGUAUGAUGAUGACAGCCAGGGAUGGAUAUAUCCAUCCAACACAGCAGCGGAUAAGUUGCCUGUUGUAUCUUUUGCUGUUGGUGAUAAGCAGUUUGUUGUGCAGAAGGAAGAUCUAGGGUUUGCUGAGGCUAAGUCUGGCUAUGUUUAUGGAGGCAUCCAAAGUCGUGGCACUAUGACCAUGGAUAUUCUAGGUGAUACCUUCUUGAAGGCUAUCUAUGCAGUUUUCGAUGUCGGUAAUCUUCGCUUUGGUGCUGUGCAGCGAAAGGAGUUGCAUCAGAAUCUCUCUGUGGCUUCUGGCUAG